AUGCUAGAAGAAAUGAAGCAGUCAGAUCCCGACCUCGUGAAAGCCUUUAUGCAAUGGCUUCUCACACCAGAUGCAGCGGACAUGCUGGAGUUUCACUCGCAGGUGGUCCAAAAGAAAGACUUCCUCACGCACUGUCUGUUCGUCUGGGAGUAUUUCUGGCAGGGCGGGAAUGUCCCUACGAUGAGAAAUGAUGUUAACCCUCCUGCUAAGACGUUUUACUGGUUCAAUGUUCUAUCAAACAGCAUGGAUGCAAUGGGAUCAAAGGAAUUCAUCCAGUCAUUCCCGCAGGCGUCUGUGGGGCCCAUUGCACGGGCCGUGUCUUCUGUCCUGGCCCUCAAUGGCAAUCCAAGAGAGAAUCUAGACGCUUAUGUUUCCAAGCUUCGUUCUCUAUUGGCAGCCAGCUGUGAUCAUUGGUCAACUGUCGUGGAGCUUAGCACCCUCAAAAGCCUAGGAGACCAGCUCUCCCAACAGUGGGACACUGGGAAUCGUGUCUUUCAAGACGCUGUUACAGAUUUCAUUAACCGCAGCCGAGAUCAAGAUGGAGAUUCCCAUACUGAAGUCUUCGACACGGCAACAUGGGAUUCGCCUUUACCUUGCCCAGCCCGGACACACCACAUCGGAGAUCGAGUAUCCUGCUUCCGGCCCGGCACACAGGUUUUGACUCAGAGUGGCUCAGCGAAGAUUGAGGACAUUCGCCCCGGUGCUGAGAUUAUCUCUCGCGGUGGAAGUGACCGUGAAUUUGGAAUCUGUAGCGAUGAGAUAAACAAAAUGUCCACGAACAGGUCUGAUGACUCCAGGGGAAGGAUUGAUCUUUGGGGAUUCAAUGGAGGUCCCGAAUUCUUUACGGAAGGUCAUGUCUUCCACACUACCGCAGGCCUUCGGGCGGUUAACCCGGCUAUAUCAGCCAUAAAAAAUCCAUACCUUCUGGUUGGUAAGCUGGGAGUGGGUCACUCAGUGUUACAUACUGAGGAUGGGAAGACCUAUACCCCGAUAUUGAUCGAGUCUAUUCACUCAAAAAGGGCUGAUUGUGACUUUGUCUACGAUGUGCACAUGGUAGAUGGAAAGAGAACCUACCACGCCAAUGGGUUCCUUGUGCGAAACAGCUAUCCCGAUAUUACUAUCAACAGCAUUGCUAAAGCACUGCUGACAUUGCCUGCCAAGGAGAGGGUAGACGCGCUGAAGUCACUGCAGGAGCUGAAGCCUCUCCUUGCACGAUUUGGAAUCGCGACAAUCGAAGAGUUGCUCCGCCAGGAGCUCCGAGCCAUGCCCAAACAGCCUCAGUUCACCAAAGCGCCCCAGUCCAAACAACUGCAAGGUAUCCAUCACUGUGUUCGUGCGUGGUCACUCAAAGAUGAGGAUGAAAUGCAAGGCCUCACAUUCCCACACAGCCUUCCCGAUAUAAGCUUGUUUGAAGGCGUUGUCUAUAUACAGUGGGAUGCAAAAAGUAUUCGACCACCUACCUUUACCGUUUACUAG
Aspergillus thermomutatus is the source of this 1476-nucleotide messenger RNA. RefSeq lists its product as uncharacterized. The coding region runs from base 1 to 1476 and encodes 491 amino acids. The transcript has 3 exons. Lineage: Eukaryota; Fungi; Ascomycota; Eurotiomycetes; Eurotiales; Aspergillaceae. The record is from RefSeq and is a predicted model, not a curated record.